Molecule: messenger RNA, 1242 nt
Organism: Funneliformis caledonium
Lineage: Eukaryota; Fungi; Glomeromycota; Glomeromycetes; Glomerales; Glomeraceae
Source: the annotation of a GenBank genome assembly
AUGGUGGAACUGAAACAACAUCUUCAAUUAAAACAUGGAAUUUUAUCACCAGAAGAUCUUCAAUCAAAUCCUGGUGAAAAAUAUCAAGCACAUAUUGAUAAAAUGAUUAGAAAAGUAGCUUUACAUCGUGCACCUAAACAAGCAGAGCUAAAACGAGUUACAGCUGAAUGGUUAGUAACUGAUUCUUUGCCAUUCAAUGUUGUACAUAGAAAAGGAUAUAGAAAAAUGAUACAAAAAUUUGAUCCUGCAUUCACAUUGCCAAAUAAUAAAAGCAUUAAAAAAGAUCUUGCAAUUGCUUAUCAAAAAGGUGUUUUAGCACUUAAGGAGUUAAUUUUUAUUACUUGUGAAACUGCGUCUAUAACUACAGAUUUAUGGACAGCACGCAGUAAUGAUGGAUAUAUUAGUGUAACUCUUCAUUGGUUAUCUUCUAAUUUUGAAAUAUAUGAUGUAAUAUUAGCUGUUGAAAGAAUAGAAUAUCCACAUACAGGUGAACGAAUCAAAGAAUACUUAAAUGAAAAAAUUGAAGAAUUUGGAUUAGCUGGAAAAAUAGUUUGCGCAAUAACUGAUAAUGGAGCAAAUAUGAAAAAGGCUAUUAGAAUCUGGGAUGGUGUAGAACGUCUUUCUUGCUCUGCACAUAUACUUCAACUUACAGUUAUUCAAGCUUUGAAGGCAAUUAAACCAUAUACCAAACGUCAACGUUUUGAUCAAGCACAAAUUGAUUUAGCUCAACGUAAUAAGAUUAAUGAUUUAGCUGAAAUAGAUGAAAUAGAAGUAAAUGAUGAUGAUUUAGAAAUAGUUAAAAAAACAGAAUUUAAGAUUUUACAUAAUGUUAAUAAUGUAAAAACUCGAUGGAACUCCACUUACCAAUCUUGGAAAAGACUUUUAAUUUUACGUCUGGCAAUUGAAUGGCUUGUUGCAACCCUACAUUUACAAAAUAAAGAUGAUGCUAAAGAAGAUUCUUAUAAACUAAAAAGUCUCAUGCUCGAAGAUCAUGAAUGGUUGCUAUUAAAUGAAUUAGUAAAUAUACUUAAACCAUUUGAUGAAUUGACAUCUUAUUUUAGUGGAAUUCAGCAUACUACUCUUUUAGUUAUUAAUCUAAGUAUUGAGGCAUUAAAAUUUGAAUUUGCUGAUGGUGAUAUUUUAAUAUCAGAAGAAUUAGACAAAAUUAUCAAUAAUGAAAUUUCAUCAGAUGAUGAAAAUAUUGAUGAUAAAAGUUCUGAAAAUGAUAUGAAUAUUCAAUAA